AUGGGGUCUGUAUCCAAGUUCACUAUCCUCCCAGAAUUCGAAGCCCAACUGCGCUAUGUCGAACCUGUCGAUCAGCGCUCUGAUGAAGAAAUUCUGGCCUCGUUAGAGCAGUACAAGCCCGUCACAUCCGAAAAGAACAUCUGGGCCUUCUGGGAUAAGGGUAUUGGCGCAAUGCCGGGUUGGUGCCAGCGUAAUGUUGUCAACUGGGUCCGACUUUGUGGGCCAUCAUGGGCAGUCCAUAUCCUCAACUCCGUACCAGGCUCUCCCACCAACGCCCUCAAAUAUGUCUCGGCCGACCUUCUCCCGCAGUCAUUCGUCACUGGCACGAUGACUGGGAUAUACACUGGCCCUCAUAGCUCUGAUUUCCUGCGAGGAGCAUGCUUAUAUUCUCACGGGGGAGUUUAUAUGGAUACCGGGAACAUCUUAAUUCGCGAUAUUGAUAGGAUAUGCUGGAAUAAGCUUGCGGAUCCCAGUUCGCCUUUUCAAGUCUGCGCCCCAAUUAUGUACGGGACGACCAUGGCAAAUCACUUCGUUGCGAGUCGCAAGGGCGACCCCUUUAUCAAAUGCUGGCACGAUCUGUUCGUCUACUUGUGGAAAGAUCGCCAAAAUCACGAAGGCUUGAUCCGUCAUCCUUUAGUCUCAUUUGCAUUGAUCCAUACCUUCGAGGCGGCGGAACAGGCGAAAUUCGCUUGGGAUUUCAAGGUGGAACCCCAAACAGUCAUGGAGUACAUCAGUCAGGUUCUAUCCUGGCAAAGACUUUGCAUGCUGGAAAAUGCCAGGGAUGGGUUCAAUGCGACCGAGUACUGGUUGAACAAGGUGCUCAUUUUCGACUCGCUGCAAGAAGACUGGGGAGCAGAAGCCACGAUUGGUUUCGGCGGCCCCGUGCUUUUCAACGCUCUGGCAACAAGACUCGAUGGGCCAAAGGACUCUGAGGAAUACAAGACGGCGAGCAAGUUAGUCUGGCGGCUUCUGACAGAGUCCUCCCUGCAGAAAAUCACUCAUGGGAAGAAUCUGACCACGACGCCUGCAGCUGGUGUGCUCUGGGAGGAGCCAGGCAACGAAGACAAGGACCAUGAGCCAGGUACUUUUGCCGAGCUACUCCGGUACGGAACCGUUCACUUCCAACAGACAAGAGAAAGCAUCCGGUAUCUGAAGGCUGAAAAACCACAAGUGACGAUGAAGAAGGGACUUCUCGAGCCUUGA
This is a messenger RNA of Cladophialophora psammophila CBS 110553, 1203 nucleotides long. RefSeq lists its product as uncharacterized. The record is from RefSeq and is a predicted model, not a curated record. Lineage: Eukaryota; Fungi; Ascomycota; Eurotiomycetes; Chaetothyriales; Herpotrichiellaceae. The transcript is spliced from 2 exons. Gene Ontology annotation, molecular function: glycosyltransferase activity. The coding region runs from base 1 to 1203 and encodes 400 amino acids.